This is a messenger RNA of Solanum tuberosum (potato), 738 nucleotides long. RefSeq lists its product as uncharacterized. Lineage: Eukaryota; Viridiplantae; Streptophyta; Magnoliopsida; Solanales; Solanaceae. The record is from RefSeq and is a predicted model, not a curated record. The transcript has 2 exons. The coding region runs from base 161 to 619 and encodes 152 amino acids.
AAGUUAAAAACGGUGAAAGUGAUAGCUUCAAUAAAAGCAAGCAACUUCAAAAUUGCACCACUUUCGAGGACGACCAAAAGAUGGAUGUGUUUUUCUUCAGAUCCAAAUAUACAUAACUUCACUAAAGAGUUUUGAGGUAACUGCAAAAGCUCCAAAGAAAAUGCUGAAGAAUCGUUUGGCUCUUCUAGUGCUCUUAUUUACUUAUUACUUCUACUUGGGAGAUUUCAAUGUAUCGGCUCAACAGUUUAGACCUGGAUUUGUGUACACCAGAAACAGAGGAAGAUGCACUCCUCAGUAUUGGAGCAGCAGAAGAGAGUCAUGGCCAAAAAUGGUACCACAGACAUCGACAGUAUCUAAAAUAUUUGGAUCCAGGGCCUACGAGCGAUACAGGUAUGAUCUAACACUGCUAGAAGCUGCUGGAAGAAACGACGAUGGGGAUAAUGUAUUUGCCAGAUUAGUGAAGCAAUCAACAGCUGCAUUGUUGAAUUCAUAUGCCAGACACAAUUAUCCCUACAGUGCUUGGGAAGUAAAGACCAUGCUCAUUCAAGCUUUGGUUUCUGAAAAAUCUGCUUCUCUUUUGGCUCAACAGUUAUCUCAAGCUAAUGAAGCCUGCAACUAAUUACCUUCUUGUUGAUUGUUACUUAGCUUUUCCAGUUUGGUAUUAAGCUGUAAGGCACAUUUUUGAACAUUAGUUCUACUUAUGUUCGGGUGCUAUUAUAACAUUAUCAUGCUUGACGA